CACAGUCCAGCACAAAAAGGUUUGCAUUAUUUUUACAUUAUUCGUUAAGAAUAUUAUCCCUAUAAGAUCCGUUUCCCACAACAUACCCGACCACCUGGGCCCUUCCAGCAUUUUCAAUUUUAAUUGCAUUUUUAUCUUCUCGCUCUCUGAUAAACGCUAUGGUCAGUGAAGGUGUUUCCCGUACGGGAAAUACACAGGCAGUUUUUUUCGCAGCAAAUCCCCGCAAAUAAUAAAGGCGCAGAGGUGCUGGCAAAUUGGAACACCCCUCUCUCUCUCUCUCCCCCCACCUCUCCAUUCCCCUUUCCUUCUCCAAAUGAAAUCCAACAAAGUUGAAAUGAUGGAGAGGUCAGCACAGAUGGCCUCCAAACGUUUAAAGGCACUUGUGGAAACUCCCGAAAAGGCUUUGAAUGUUGGUGCCUAUCACAAUGUGUAAGAUAAAUGGUGGCCAGGAAGCAAGAAAAGUCUCCAGCUUUUCAUUUUUACAGAAGUGCACCAUGAUCUUUUUGUACCUCAGCCUCAGGGUUAGAGGACUGUGUGUGUUGGGGGGCGGGGGGUGAUGGAGCUUAUUGCCUGUUGCGUUCUGUGUUCCUCUGCCAAACAGUUGUGGGCAUGUGCUACUUUGGCGCCGGAGUGUGUGGCGACGCCUGCCUCCGGCACACCGCACCGCAAACAACGCGUUUCCCUCCACGUUUCGAUAGUAAGAUGGCGGCAAGCUCAGAUGCUGCGGCAUCCCUGGGUCCAACCAAAGGUGUGAUUGUUCUUCCUUUACAUCUUUUUCACGACUUCAGGACACUGCUGGCUGUUAAGGGCAUCAAGCAUGGCAGGUCCACCCUGUCAGUAAGUUGCUGGAUAGUGAUGGAGCUGGACUCGUUGUGCACCAUACUGUUUCAGCCACCAAGGAAGGAGGAGGUGGUGCACAAACCAAUGAACAGGGACCAUUGUCCUGGACAUUCCUUCGCUGGUGAGACCGAUGGUGGGGAAGCUGCGUGGCCUUGGUUGUGGCACGGACCAGGCCUCAUUCGUGCCUCGGAGUCACCUGCUGUGGCCGCCAAGGAAGGAGGCGCUGGAGCUAGUUGUGCGCCGCUGGAUUCCACGCUGGUCCCUUCCAUCAGUACUGCCCUCCAGUGUUCACUUGACAGGAGACGAGCUGGAUGGCAUUGGACUGCAGCGGUACUGUGCUGUGCAGAAACAUGGCUCCAGGACAACUUCCAUGUACCAUCAAUCUUCAGGCCAUGA
This is a messenger RNA of Hypanus sabinus (Atlantic stingray), 1236 nucleotides long. RefSeq lists its product as uncharacterized. The record is from RefSeq and is a predicted model, not a curated record. Lineage: Eukaryota; Metazoa; Chordata; Chondrichthyes; Myliobatiformes; Dasyatidae. The coding region runs from base 610 to 1236 and encodes 208 amino acids. The transcript is spliced from 2 exons.